UGGGAUGCAAGGGAGGGAUGAUGGGGGUACUGUGGGUCCUGCCCAUCCCUGCUUUGCCCUGCCCAGUGCACGAGGUGUUGUCCAGCCUGCCCCUCCAGGUGAUGCUCUACUUCAACGUCUGCUACUUCCCCUGCUGGUGCCUGGCUGAGGGCAUGAUGCUACAGCUGAAGUACAACCUGCUGCCCCGCUACUACCAGCUCCUCCUGCUCUCUGCCUUCCUCAUCCUCACACUGGCUGAAGGAGCUCGGCUCUACUUGGGCUACAUUGGGAACCUGCAGGAGAAGGUGCCUGAGCUUGCUGGGUUCCUUCUCCUCUCCAUCCUGAUCCAGCUGCCCCUCCUUCUGUUCCUGCUGACGGACCACCUCACCAUCCGCCUGCCGCUGGAGCUGGCUGUGCACAGCCUUCUCUUGGCCUUCCUCAUCUGUGAGGUGGUGGCUGCCUUCCUGGCACUGCGGGUGAUGAGCAGACAGCUGGCAGCUCAGUUCUACCUGCGGCAGUUCAAGGUGGGCAGCCAAAGUGAUGCUGUGGGUCACGACCUGCCCCACUGAGCCCAACAUUAAACAGCCCUUGGACCACA
Coturnix japonica (Japanese quail) is the source of this 577-nucleotide messenger RNA. Its product is annotated as transmembrane protein 17B-like. The record is from RefSeq and is a predicted model, not a curated record. Gene Ontology annotation, biological process: non-motile cilium assembly. Gene Ontology annotation, cellular component: ciliary transition zone. NCBI's taxonomy places the organism in Eukaryota, Metazoa, Chordata, Aves, Galliformes, Phasianidae.